Molecule: messenger RNA, 2136 nt
Organism: Lodderomyces parapsilosis
Lineage: Eukaryota; Fungi; Ascomycota; Pichiomycetes; Serinales; Debaryomycetaceae
Exons: 1
Coding region: 1-2136 (711 amino acids)
Biological process (GO): fatty acid beta-oxidation using acyl-CoA oxidase; lipid homeostasis
Cellular component (GO): peroxisome
Molecular function (GO): acyl-CoA oxidase activity; FAD binding; fatty acid binding
Source: RefSeq, a predicted model, not a curated record
AUGUCGGUUCCAUUCACAGCUAAAAAUGUUAAUUUGAGCAAGGGUCCCGACCCACAAACUUCUAUUCAAACUGAAAGAGCUGCUCAAAAGUUUAAUCCACAAGCUAUGCAAUAUUUCUUGGAAGGUUCUAGAGAAAGAGCCGAAGUAAUCAAGGCCUUGACUCAACAAAUGGAAAGAGAUCCAAUCUUGUUCACUGAUGGGUCUUUUUACGAUAUGAACAAAAACCAGUUGAGAGAAAUGACUGCAGUGAAAAUCAAUAGAAUCGCCAGAUACAUGGAAGUUGAUUCGCCUGAUGUCUAUGCUCAAAGAUUGUCAUUGAUUGGUGUCUUUGAUCCAUCUGUUUGUACCAGAAUUGCUGUCAACUUGGGUUUGUUCGCUAAUUGUAUUAAAGGUAACGGUACUGCCGAUCAAAUCAAAUACUGGACUUUGGACAAGCACACAAAUUAUCUUAGAGGAAUUUACGGUUGUUUUGGUAUGACUGAGUUGGCUCACGGAUCCAACGUUAUGGGUCUUGAAACUACUGCAACUUUUGACAAGGAGAACGAUGAAUUCAUCAUCAACACUCCACAUGUUGGUGCUACUAAAUGGUGGAUUGGUGGUGCUGCUCACUCAGCCACUCACUGUACAGUAUACGCCAGAUUGAAAGUUGAUGGUGAAGAUUAUGGUGUCAAGACCUUUGUUGUUCCAUUGAGAGACUCAAACCAUGACUUGAUGCCAGGUGUUACCGUUGGUGAUAUUGGAGCCAAGAUGGGAAGAGAUGGUAUUGAUAACGGUUGGAUCCAGUUCUCAUCCGUCAGAAUCCCAAGAUUUUUCAUGUUGCAAAAGUUCUGUAAAGUCUCAAGAGAUGGUGAAGUUGUUUUGCCACCAUUGGAACAAUUGUCUUACUCAGCCUUGUUAGGAGGUAGAGUUAUGAUGGUUUUGGAAUCAUAUAGAAUGUUGGCCAGAGUUUCGACCAUUGCAUUGAGAUAUGCUAUUGGAAGAAGACAAUUUAAAGGUGACAACGUUGAUCCAAAUGAUGAAAAUGCUUUGGAAACACAAUUGUUGGACUAUCCAUUGCAUCAAAAGAGGUUAUUCCCAUACUUAGCUGCCGCAUAUGUCAUAUCUGCAGGUGCAUUGAAGGUGGAGAAGACUAUUGAAGACACUUUGGCAUUUUUGGACAAAGCUGUUGCUAAUAAUGACCAAAAAGCUAUAAUGCAAUCCAUUGGUGCCAUGAAAUCAUUGUUUGUUGAUUCUGGUUCGUUGAAACCAACUUGUACUUGGUUGGCCGCUGAAGGUAUUGAUCAAUGUAGACAAGCAUGUGGUGGUCACGGUUACUCAGCAUACAAUGGUUUCGGAAGAGCUUACAAUGAUUGGGUUGUUCAAUGUACUUGGGAAGGUGAUAACAACGUCUUGUGUAUGAACACUGGUAAGCCGUUUGUUAAGAAUGUCAUCGGUCUUGAAGAUAAUGGCAAGGCUGUUAAGGGAGGUUCAGAGUUUUUGAACCAAUUGAAAGAUUACACUGGCUCUGGAGCCAGUAAAGUCAUUUUGGAAAAUGCAAAUGAUAUUACUGACCUUAAAAAGUUCAUCAAGUCUUUGGAAGUUGCCAUCAUUAGGUUAUCUUCUGAAACUGCCAAGACAGUCAGAAAAGAAAAUUUUGAUUUUGUUGGUGCUGAAUUGGUUAACAUUUCUAAAUUGAAUGCUCAUCGUUACGUAUUGAGCACUUACGUUGACAGGGUUGAUGCUCAUGAUGACGCAAGCUUGAAACCAUACUUGUAUGACUUGGGUAGAGUAUAUGCUGCCACUGUUGUUUUGGACAAGUUCUCCGGUAUCUUUUUGACAUUCAAUGUUGCAUCCACCAAUGCAAUUACUGAUUUGGCAAAGAUUGUUAUUCCAAAAUUGUGCAAGCAAAUCAGACCAAAUGUUGUUGGAUUGACUGAUUCAUUCCAAAUGUCUGACAUGAUGAUCAAUGCUGCUAUUGGAAGAUAUGAUGGUGAUAUUUACGAAAACUACUUUGAUUUGGUCAAGACCUUGAACCCUCCACGCAAUGACAAGGCUCCAUACUCUGCUGCUUUGGAAGGAAUGUUGAACCGUCCAUCACUUGAGGAGAGAGAAAGAUUUGAAAAGAGUGCAGAGACUGCUGAAAUCUUGUCCAAGUAA